Drepanopeziza brunnea f. sp. 'multigermtubi' MB_m1 is the source of this 411-nucleotide messenger RNA. Its product is annotated as 60S ribosomal protein uL24. Gene Ontology annotation, biological process: cytoplasmic translation; ribosomal large subunit biogenesis. Gene Ontology annotation, cellular component: ribosome; cytosolic large ribosomal subunit. The record is from RefSeq and is a predicted model, not a curated record. Gene Ontology annotation, molecular function: RNA binding; structural constituent of ribosome. Lineage: Eukaryota; Fungi; Ascomycota; Leotiomycetes; Helotiales; Drepanopezizaceae.
AUGACCAAGAUCAACUCCUCCCUCCACUCCUCGCGCAGAAAGUCGCGCAAGGCUCAUUACGAUGCCCCCUCAAGUGUCAGACGCACGAUCAUGAGCGCCCCUCUCAGCAAAGAGCUCCGUGAGAAGUACAACGUCCGCUCCAUCCCCAUCCGAAAGGACGACGAAGUUACCGUUGUCCGUGGCUCCAACAAGGGCCGCGAAGGCAAGAUCAUCUCUGUCUACCGUCUCAAAUACGUUGUGCACAUUGAGCGAGUCGUUAAGGAGAAGUCCUCUGGCCAAUCUGUCCCCCUCGGCAUCCACCCAUCCAAGGUCGUCAUCACCAAGCUGAAGAUCGACAAGGACCGUGAGAGCAUAUUGGAGCGCAUUAAGGCUGGCCGCGAGAUCAAGGAGAAGUUGAAGGCGAAAGCUUAG